AUGAAAACAAUGAGAACGGCUGCAGACUCUAAUAGUGCUACAUCAAAGAGUGAUGUUGAGAAUUUGUAUAACACUGACAACGAAGUGGAAACUGAUUCAGAAAGUGAUUCUGAUAAUGUAGAAGCUACUAGUAGUGAAGUAGGUGAUGAAUACGAAAGCGAUCCAUGGAUUUCCUUAAAAGCUGAAGCAGCCCAAAAAAGUUUAUCCGAAUUCAAAGAACUAAUGCAGAAUUUCACUGCAGAAG
Molecule: messenger RNA, 244 nt
Organism: Paramuricea clavata
Lineage: Eukaryota; Metazoa; Cnidaria; Anthozoa; Malacalcyonacea; Plexauridae
Source: the annotation of a GenBank genome assembly